AUGGCAGAUCUUCUUCAGAAGACUAAGGAGGAUCGAAAUUCAGCGCUACGACAAAAGGACAAAAUUUCCUGGCUCACCAUGGGAGUUGAAAACACCAAUUUCUUUCAUCAGUCCAUCAAGCACAGACAUAAAGCAAACACCAUCAAUACGUCUCAUCAACAUGAAUAUUGUUACAAGGGUCCAAUCCUCACAGCAGCCCAACAAAACCUUCUACCCUUGUCAUUCUCUAAGGCAGAAAUCAAAAAGGCUCUAUGGAGCAUCCCUGAGGAUAAAGCCCCGGCAUUAAUGGGUUCAAUAGUGGCUUCUACAAAGCUUAUUGGCCGAUGCAUCACCAAGCUUAUAUGUAGUAGAUUGAAGCCAGUCCUAGAGGCCAUCAUCAGCUCUAAUCAAAGCCCUUUUGUGGAAGGUCGCAGCAUUUUAUACAAUAUCCUCCUAUGCCAAGACGUGGUAAAACGCUAUGGAAGACGAAGUUGUAUGCCUAGUUGCCUCAUUUAA
Amaranthus tricolor (Joseph's coat) is the source of this 495-nucleotide messenger RNA. RefSeq lists its product as uncharacterized. The coding region runs from base 1 to 495 and encodes 164 amino acids. The record is from RefSeq and is a predicted model, not a curated record. The transcript has 3 exons. Lineage: Eukaryota; Viridiplantae; Streptophyta; Magnoliopsida; Caryophyllales; Amaranthaceae.